Messenger RNA from Psilocybe cubensis, 2526 nucleotides. RefSeq lists its product as uncharacterized. The coding region runs from base 1 to 2526 and encodes 841 amino acids. Lineage: Eukaryota; Fungi; Basidiomycota; Agaricomycetes; Agaricales; Agrocybaceae. Gene Ontology annotation, molecular function: DNA-binding transcription factor activity, RNA polymerase II-specific; zinc ion binding. The transcript is spliced from 9 exons. The record is from RefSeq and is a predicted model, not a curated record. Gene Ontology annotation, biological process: regulation of DNA-templated transcription.
AUGUCCCCCCGCGGCCCUGCCUCCGCCACCUCCCCGACAACCCGUACCUCUUCGACUCCCUAUUCUCGUCGAUCUGCGAGUCAGCCCAAGUCCUCUCGCCAGCAGUUUUCCGCGUGUGGCGCAUGUCGCAUGCGAAGAGUUCGUUGUGAUCUUAAGGAUUUGCCUGUAGGUUUUGUGGGUCCCCAUCCCGCCUGUUCAAACUGCAAAGAGCGCGGAAUAAAAUGCGUCGACGAAUUCGCCGAUGUAAAAGCAGUCAAAUUACUCAGACGCGGUCGUCGUCUUCAGCAAGUCGAGGCAAUCUACGGCAAAGUAGCUGACCAGGAUGAUAGCUCAUCUGGAGGCCUCAAUAGACCACUUAGCAUUCCUACUCUACACAUCGACUUUUUUGCUUCGCCGUUCUGGCGCUGGCUCACCAUUCAACGUCCCAUCUUGGACAGCCAUGAGUUCCUAUCAAGAUUUACUGCACACAUGAAAGGUACUCAGCCUUUGACGAGCGAAGGUGGCCUAAUUGCCAUGCUGCUUGUUACUUGGGCCGCUUCAGUUGGGUUAAAUGAAAGGGGACUGCCCGAAGACGACACUGUCACUGACGAUCAAUCUACACUCGGAGGCGGAUCUCCUUUGGAGGGUUCUUCCAGUCGCCCGGCGGCAAGUGGAAAGUAUCAGCCGCCCGGAAGCAGGCGCAGGGAAUGGAAAACCAAGACGGAAUCAUACAUCCGUGAACUAUUAGAACUCAUAGAUCUUCAUGGUAUUCUUCGACGACCCUCUUUGGACGGCGUUCGUGCUCUUUUACUGCUCUUGCCUCUCCUGGAUGAGGCUCAGCCAUUAGAGAGGCUUGCAAUUUCUGAGGCAACCUUCUCUCACAUUCAGGCCUUAUGCGUUAUUGCGCCAUCUCCGCCUUUUGCAUACGAAGAGGCGACCGCUCGUGCUCGUCUCUUCUGGUAUGCUUAUACCCAUGAAGGUCUAACGACAGGUAUACGAGGGGGACGCUUUGUUCUAAAUAGUGAUGAUCUGGAGGCAUUCCAACGAACCUUGCCUAUGAACAACAAUACAGGACAUUCUGGGCUAAACUCCCCGAUCUCCGGUCCUUUAGAUGGCAUCGAUCCAUACCACUUGCAAGACUCGGCGGCGUUCAAUGGGCAGGAAUCCCCUGCACGGAGAACACUCAUGCAGCUAAUGCAUUCCAGUGCUGCCCCUCUGGACCUCAGCAACCUUUGUCGGAAAAUUCACACAGUUCUAACUGGUGUAAAAGCCACGCGAAGGACAGAAGAACACGGCGUUAUCGAUGCUGAUGGGAUGCGUGACAUCUGGAGAGGUCUUGAUCGAUGCUGGCAAGAGCUCGAGGUCAUGAAACAACAAAUAUCCGAGCAGGAUAAUCUCAUGAGACGCCUGGAAAUUAAUCAAUACGUUAGUGCAUGGCAGAUCUUCAUCUUCGAAUGUCACAAUGUCAUACGAGAGUCCCUUAAAGGAUCUUUGUCAAGCUCUUCCGCUCCCGGACUUUAUGACCCAUCCUCUUCUCGACCUUCUUCCCAUUCUUCCAAUUCAUCACCCUACCUUUCCCCCCACCAACUUCACUUCACUGCCAAUCGGAAGUGCCUACAACUCCUACCUCAGAUAAUCAAUUUAAUCCGCACUCAUACACCCAGGGAACACAGCGACGUUCCCUCCAUUUUCAGAUGGGAUGCUGGUCUCGUUAGGGACGGAUGUUUCUUCGCUGCCUACCUUGUGGCUAACCUCGAAGGAGAUUUUGUGGACGGUGGGUCAGAAGACGAGAAACCAAAAUUCAUCGAUUUGACGGUGGACGAGGGGGUUUCUAUCUGUCUCACUGCCCUGGCCACUAUGAGAUGGGGUUAUUCAAAAAGCGAGGAACGGGAGGAAACCAUCAAAAUGAUAUGGGAAGGUCGCAAACAAAGGCGCCAAGGCCGAUCUCAUCAUGUCCCUCUCUACGACUCCGAUUAUCCCCAGCCAAUGGCGUUGUCCGGACCCAACGUGCAUCUUAGCUUGUCACCGAGCCCCAGCAUGGCUGGAUCCUCGCUAGAUGGACGACCGAUACUCCGGCCUCUGACAUUAUACCCUCCCCAACGCCGGGUCGAGUCUGCCCCAUCUACAGCUUGUAGUACUGAUGAUCGAGGAUCGAAUGCAUGGCCAUCGUAUACGCCACCUGGGACCUCGACAUCCGUAGACACUAGCACGGGAACUGGAUUUAGCAGGAGAGGAUCACCAGUAUUCUCCAACAUGAGCGGCUUCAAAUCAGCCGACGAUAUGUUCUAUCAUGGUGUCACAGAUGUGGAUCAGUUCAGCUAUAAUGUUCCCGUUUCGACGCCAAUGAUUCGCAAUACAUCUUCCAUGGUGAAUGGGGGCUAUGGCCAUCGCCACUCGCCCAUCGACUCGCAAGCGUUGGUGGCCUCAACAGGCUCAAACUACACGGUAACCACCCCGUUUAAUGCAACCUAUACCUCUAUUCUUACGCAACUUGAUUUUUCGUCAUGUAUUCAGUUCGGCGAAAACUGCAAUGCUGGUUAUCAUUGA